GUGGUGUAAGGGGUGGUGACGCGGCGGUGGAGCGGAGGGAAAUCCAGAGCGUUUGUUAAUAAGGUUGGGAAUUCGCCUUCGUGUGAUUCCAUGGUGUGAAUGUUUGUGCUUUAAGUGGGCGUUUUUGACGUGCAAAUGACGCAGUGUAUGCAAGUGAGACGAUGGACCCUGAAGAGAACAAUACAUACGUGCAUACAUUCAAAUAUGUAGGCAUGUGUGUAUGCAUGCAAACAAACAUAAAUGUAUGCAAGUAUACACACAUACAUACACCUCUUCAAACAGGGCAUUGACUUUGGGGAAGUUCUGAACGGAGUCGGUGUGGAGGUGUGGUAGGCAGAUUCACUCUGAGAGGAAACAAAUACGGGAGAGUCUCAUCGAAGGGACUUGUGCGUAUGUCUGCGACACCUGGCUCACGUGUAUUUCGAUGACUGAUUGUCACCGGUGUCAGAUGUGUGAUGCCGGCAUAUAUGAACGCUUGCGUGACGGCGUGUCAUGUGCAUCUGUGUCGUGACUGGCGCCAACGACGUGUGGUGUUCACUCGUGUGUGAUGCGGCGCGUGACGUCCGUGCGUGACGCGUGACGGAUUCGUGACGCCCGUGUCACCCUCAGGUGAUCGACAUCCGCGACAUUAUCCGCACGCCGACGAUCGAGAACAUGAAGGAUGUGUACAUCGUGCAGUGCCUCAUGGAGACGGACCUCUACAAGCUGCUGAAGACACAGAAGCUGAGUAACGACCACAUCUGCUACUUCCUGUACCAAAUUCUGCGGGGGCUCAAGUACAUCCACUCCGCGAACGUGCUACACCGGGACCUGAAGCCGAGCAACCUGCUGCUGAACACCACCUGCGACCUGAAGAUAUGCGACUUUGGCCUGGCGCGGGUGGCCGACCCCGACCACGACCACACGGGCUUCCUCACCGAGUACGUGGCGACCCGCUGGUACCGCGCGCCCGAGAUCAUGCUCAACUCCAAGGGCUACACCAAGUCGAUCGACAUCUGGUCGGUGGGAUGCAUCCUGUGUGAGAUGCUGAACAACCGGCCUAUCUUCCCGGGCCGCCACUACCUGGACCAACUGAACCACAUCCUGUCUGUGCUGGGCAGUCCCACGCAGGACGACCUUCAGUGCAUCAUCAACGAGAAGGCGCGAAACUACCUGCAGUCGCUGCCGUACAAGCCGCGCAUCCCGUGGACGACGCUGUACCCGGACGCAGACGCGCGUGCCCUGGACCUGCUGGACCGCAUGCUGACCUUCAACCCGCACCGGCGCAUCACGGUGGAGGACGCGCUGGGCCACCCCUACCUAGAGCAGUACUACGACCCGGCUGACGAGCCCGUGGCCGAGGAGCCCUUCACGUUCGAGACAGAGCUGGACGACCUGCCCAAGGAGAAGCUGAAGGAGCUCAUCUUCCACGAGACGGAACAGUUCAAGGCUGGCGGGGGCACGCACUCGGCGCCCGCCGUCAUGUAGAGUCGGCCCGGUGGGGAGCAGUACGUGAGGCCCGGGCGACCGGCAGGGGACGUGCGGCCCGCGCCCGGCCGCCGCGCGGUUCGGACGCCCAGCGGCGGCGGCGCAUGCGCGCGCCGUACCCUGACGGCUGGCGCGCGCCCGCCGCGCCGCCACCGCGGAGGCGCUCUCGGCGAGUGCGCCGCGCCAGACUCGGCGAGUCUUCGGGCCGCCGGCUUGUCGACUGGCGGCGAAAAUG
This is a messenger RNA of Pollicipes pollicipes, 1702 nucleotides long. Its product is annotated as mitogen-activated protein kinase 1-like. Gene Ontology annotation, biological process: protein phosphorylation. NCBI's taxonomy places the organism in Eukaryota, Metazoa, Arthropoda, Thecostraca, Pollicipedomorpha, Pollicipedidae. The record is from RefSeq and is a predicted model, not a curated record. Gene Ontology annotation, molecular function: MAP kinase activity; ATP binding.